GAAUGGACAAAGGAUGACGACCGAUUCAUAUCACUCGUUGACAAAAACCAACUGGACAGAGUCACACAACUACUGACGAAGAAGAAAAUUGAUCCCACAAAGAUCGAUCCAAAUAAAGGAUACUCCGCGUUAGACGGGAAAACCCCGCUAGCACUAGCUGCAGAAAAGGGGCAGGCAUCAAUCUGCAAGCUAUUAAUAGAAAACGGAAGUGACGUCAACGAUCCUGAUGCGGAAAAUAGGACACCGCUGCUGUUGGCGGCCUCCAAGGGGCAUCCUUCCGUGUGUGACUACCUCAUUAACAAGGGGGCACGUAUCGAUGCCCUGGACAAAAAGGGUCGGAUAUUAUUUUUUCUUUACUUUAUCAAAUUUUUUCAAAUCAAUUUAUAA
Helobdella robusta is the source of this 387-nucleotide messenger RNA. RefSeq lists its product as hypothetical. The annotation marks the transcript as partial. The transcript is spliced from 2 exons. The record is from RefSeq and is a predicted model, not a curated record. NCBI's taxonomy places the organism in Eukaryota, Metazoa, Annelida, Clitellata, Rhynchobdellida, Glossiphoniidae. Gene Ontology annotation, molecular function: protein binding. Gene Ontology annotation, cellular component: nucleus; cytoplasm.